GCUAAAGAAAAAAAAACAGCAAAAGCACCAGCGGUUCGCGUUCGCGCCGCAUUUGAACUUCAAACGCGAGAAAAGUAGCACAGUGCGGAUAGAUACGCGGAUGCGUGGUCAUUAAGCGACGGAUCGCGGAAAAUAACAAUUUUUUGAUCAUGAUUUUAGCAUAGAGCAAAUGGCAGAGCCAAAACAAUUCAAUCGAAAUUGCCCAACCUGCCCUACCUGUGCCGAUCGGCACAAUGGAAUAUUCUGAUUGAAAACAACGCAACCCGGAUAAACAGUCUUUAAAUAAAUAUUUAAAAAUACCCGAAUAAUAUUAUGGCGACCAGUGUGUUUCAAAAACGGGCAGCGAAAACAUUUUCGCUCUUUUGCAUGCUUUUAGUAAGACUGGGCCAUGCAGCGGAUGCCAGCCAUGAGACGAGCACUUUGCUGACCACCAUCACCACCGAGAUCAUGCCGAUGCCCGAUUCCGGGCGCGGCUGCUUUGGUUGGUCUUCGGCGCCGGAGGCGGCGGGCGGAAACUGCUCCAGAUCAAACCGGAACGGAACUCUUAAGUGCUAUGGCGGAAUGAAUAACCUCGCUGCCCUGAACCAGUCUGGAAAGUUGAGCAAAGCGCAGCCCGCACUGGAAAUGCUUCUCUGCGGCUGGCCAAAGGACGGUCUAAAUCAUUUCAGGGAUCUUCAGAAAUUGCCACGCCUUCGGUCACUGACCAUCGAGUACAGUGGCUUCACCGAAUUCAAAUUCGAUUUUCCCGAGAUGUCGGAGCUUCAUACCAUCAAUAUUUCGUGGACGAAUCUCUCAUAUAUUUCAUCCCGAACCUUCAAACGGGUGCAUCCGCUCAAGGUUUUAGAUCUGCGAUGGAACCAACUCAUCCAACUGGAUGGACCUCUGUUGCUGCCCCGCAAUUUCGAGCAGCUCUAUCUGGCGGGUAAUCCGUGGAACUGUACGCGAAACUUCAAGUGGAUGUUGCUGCAGCCGGAAAAGGGACGUCUGGUGGUGGACCGCGACGAACUAAUCUGCACAGAUCGAAAGUAUAAGGAACGCCAGAUGCUCCUCGUCAUGCACUAUAAACUGGAACUGAAGAAACAAUGCCAAUCCCACGAGGAUCUAAGGAACUGCACUUGCCUCAUGCAUCACAUCUUGCCCAGGACGCACAUACCGCUCUAUACGGUCAACUGUUCUCAUCUGCAGUUCCACCGCUUGCCAGCCUUUUUGCCGGAUAACACCACCACUUUAGUUAUCAACGAUAAUAUGAUCAGUGACAUAAAUCCGCUGCGGGACAAUCCCCACUACCGUCACGUUGUGGAUAUGCAGCUGGAGAACAAUCAAAUAUCCAAUGUGGACAACUUGGAGGACACCUACUGGCUGCAGAACUUCCGCCUGCUCAACCUGCGGGGCAACAAUCUCCGCAAGCUCCAUGUCUACGCCUUGGACAACGCUCUGGAUGACAACGAGAAUGCCAAUCUGCUAUUGCUGAGCCGAAAUCCGUGGCACUGCACCUGCAAGUUUGGCAGCAGAAUGCGAGAGCUGUUGACCAAGUACAAGGAUAUCGUGCGGGAUGCCUGGAAUGUGAGCUGCACCUACCGCCUUGAUGAUGACCAGCUGCUGGCCAAAGUGCUGACCCUCAGUCGGCAGGAGAUGUGCAAUUUAAGCGUGGAGGGCGACACUCAGAUCCACCCCAUUGAUUGGCUGAACGGGGUUCUGGCCAGCCUCAUAUUCCUCAUCCUGGGCAAGCUUGCCUACGAUUACUACUAUUACAAGUAUUACAGUCGAGUUCCUUGGAUUGUGAUGAAAAUGCCUUAGUCGAU
Molecule: messenger RNA, 1802 nt
Organism: Drosophila erecta
Lineage: Eukaryota; Metazoa; Arthropoda; Insecta; Diptera; Drosophilidae
Gene: swi2
Product: protein singed wings 2
Exons: 5
Coding region: 313-1797 (494 amino acids)
Cellular component (GO): plasma membrane
Source: RefSeq, a predicted model, not a curated record